GUCUUUGGAGACAUCAGACUCAUUUCCCAAAUCCUAAUCAGAAGAGAUGGGGAUUUGAUCUAGCCUCUGGAGAAGAUCUCUGUAGGUAUAAUGUCUGAAGAGGUUAUGGUUUUGGGUAAGGGUAACAAAGGAAUCAGCAAGAAUUCCUCAGUCCAUCCAUAUGAAUCAGCUUGGUUAGGUCGUUGGACUCAGUCAGGUAGUGAAGUGAAGUUUCAUGAUCGUGAAGCCAAGUGCUCUAAGGAGUUGAUUAGGCCUGAAGAUAAUAAUAAUGUAAAAGAGAAUCAUGGUGUCGAGGUCUUGCCGUUUCCUAUGUUCAAGGUUUCUCAAAAGAGAGAGACUACUACUACUACUAAACCGUCUUUCCAUGACGAUGUUGGUUCAAGCUCGAAAGCUAUGGUUAAUAGAAUGCCAUGGAUGUAUCCGCAAGGAGAGAAUUUCAGUUCGAGUAACCGUCUUGAUUUCCCAAUUCAAGAAAAGACUACUCAAAACUUGCUAGAGUUGAUAAGACCGGUGAGGAUUUACGCAACGGUUGAUUCGGUUAACUUGCCUGAAGAAGAUGGUCAUCAGCUAUUGAAGGGGUCGACGGUUUCAAUGAAACUGAAAGGGAAGAUUUUUGGUGGGUAUCUUGAUCUAUUUCCUAAUCAAGAUCACUGCCAUAAUAAAGGAGGAGCAAGGCUGCAGUCUCUAGAAAGCUCAAAGGAUACCGAAGAAGAUGGGCCGAGAAAAAAUGAAUCAUCGGCAGAAACUGAUACCUUGGAAAUGGAUAGACUUCAGAGGAUACAUCUUUCCGGCUCCAUUUCUUCGUCAUCAACUAAGGGGAAAGGAAUAAAAGGUGGUUCAGCCAUUCCCAGGACUGAAAUACCCGACAUGAAUGAAGAACCACCUUUGGUUCCGGAUAGAGAGAAUUCAAUAGAUGGACAUCAGGGAGAAACAAGCAACUCGGCUACUCAAAGUAUGAAUGUGGAACACUUUCUGUCCAGAGAUUGCAAACGUGUGAGGUUGGAACCAGAAGUAGAAGCCAGCAGUAGAUGGGUCAAGCGUCUGAAAACAAGCGCCUCGGACUCCAGCAGACAUGAUGAAACCAAGAGUCUGAAUAUUAAAGAAGCAUCACUGGGACAAAAAGGGAACAAUAACCUAUUCCUUGAAAUCUUGAAGUCCGGAAUCAACAAUCUCCAACCAAGAAAUCAAGAACCCGUCGUUUCACAAAGCAAUGAUCUGAAACAGGGAGGAGAUGACAUUACACUUCUGCAUCCAUGGAUCCAGAGAUGGUGCAAGAAGAAAUCUACAUCAACAGAUCAACCAGGAGAGCCAGAGAGCCAAAAGGAGGUCGAGAAGAAACAGUAUCCGAGUAUUGCAGCCAUGGCAUUGAUGGGGAAGGCUCUAAGCGGAUUAAACCCGUAUGGUCUUAGAAAAACCAACUCUCUGAUGGUCUGGAAUGCAAGGGAUUUGAGGUAGGAAAACAAAACCAUCAUCCUCAUCUUCCCUUGUUUAUCAUUACAACCGUAAAGUCAAGAACUAGAUAGCAAGCUUGCUACAAUCAAAUUCGUGUAAGAUUUUGACAGGUUCUACGUUAUAAGUCAGUCUGACUAUUCUUAUAAUAGUUUCACUAUAUGUAUGAAUACCUUGUUUGCAUUAUAAAUCUUCACUGUUAAU
Arabidopsis arenosa is the source of this 1653-nucleotide messenger RNA. Lineage: Eukaryota; Viridiplantae; Streptophyta; Magnoliopsida; Brassicales; Brassicaceae. The record is from the annotation of a GenBank genome assembly.